Messenger RNA from Juglans microcarpa x Juglans regia, 516 nucleotides. RefSeq lists its product as uncharacterized. The record is from RefSeq and is a predicted model, not a curated record. Lineage: Eukaryota; Viridiplantae; Streptophyta; Magnoliopsida; Fagales; Juglandaceae. Bases 40 to 432 code for a protein of 130 amino acids. The transcript is spliced from 2 exons.
ACUAAAGGCCCUGGCUUUUCAACCCAAACUCGUUCGCCUAUGCCCAAUACUCGUUCGCUAGCUCAUAUGGGGCCCUCUAGCAACAGGACCAAUGUCUCUCACUCUGGUGACAAUAGACCCAUUUGUCAGAUCUAUAGUAAAAAGGGCCACAUGGCCCUUGAUUGCUAUAACCGGUUUAAUUUCUCCUAUCAAGGCCGCUUACCACUAUCGGACCUUGCGGCUAUGGCAGCUGAAGGUAACACUUCUUAUGCUCAACAGGUAUGGUAUGCAGAUAGUGGGACCAAUGCCCAUAUUACUAGCAAUACGGUAAAUCUCACCACUUCGCAGUCCUAUGAAGGAGAAGAAACUAUCACAGUUGGAAAUGGCUCAGGUUUGGUGAUUCAAAAUAUGGGAGAACAACACGGGGCGACUACAACUCCAAGGGCAAGUUAAGAACGGACUCUAUCCAAUUGCAGAUGAUAAAUCUUGUUCAAAUAAAAUUUUGUGUUUUGUGGCUAAACUCGACGUGGCGACCAC